ACAAAUGGAAGCAGAAGGCCGUUGUCCUUUUCGUUUGUCACCCAAACAACAUUCUUAAAUUCCAAAUCUACCUCUUUCUUUAAACAAGCAAAAGAUGUUUGGUGGUGGUGGUGGGGGUAGAGACAUCGAAACCUUAGGCCGUCUUACCCACAUGCUGAUCCCUCCUAUACCACAUCAACUCGAUCAGGUGGCGAUGGGGGGUGGUGGAGGUCGUGGGGGAGGAGGAGGAGGAGGAGGAGAUGAUGACGAGUUUCCGAGGAGGGAUGAGAGGGUCCCACAGUGGAGUUACCAGGAGACCAAGGAUUUUAUUGGGAUUCGUGCUGAGUUGGAGAGGGAUUUUACGGUGGCGAGAAGGAAUAAGACUCUGUGGGAAGUGGUGGCGGCGAAAAUGAAGGAGAGAGGGUAUAGGAGGAAUCCCGAACAGUGUAAAUGCAAGUGGAAGAACCUCGUCAACCGCUACAAGUUGAAUUCUGAUUGA
Messenger RNA from Ilex paraguariensis (yerba mate), 478 nucleotides. Lineage: Eukaryota; Viridiplantae; Streptophyta; Magnoliopsida; Aquifoliales; Aquifoliaceae. The record is from the annotation of a GenBank genome assembly.